UUUUGGUUCGUUUCCCGUAACCCAUUUCUCUUUCACAACAACAAAACGCUAACGUCUUUAUUAUAUAUUUGUGGCAUGUACCUAUAGUAACUUGAUAAAUAAUAACAGUAGUUAUGCAUCGUUCGAUAGAACGGCUGUUAAGCAGCUGUUGCUGUGGUUUCCUCAAGCAAAGGUAUACUUUAGCGCACUCUGACUAACUUGCGUGACUACUGAAAUGUUUGUUAUUUGAAAGUAUUGCAACACGUAGGCUAUAUUAUGUUUGUAUGUAAAAACAAAACUUGUAAGACCUACGACCUUUUUCUCUGACCUCCUUCGGAGAGUUAAUUAGGACGUCUAACUCCCUAUAAUUCGCACCCUGAAGUCAUAUAUUGCAUGUAGUAAUCGAGAUCAUGUCCAGAUCUAACAGCGUGAGCCCACCCGGCGCUGGCGCUCCUGGACUGAGGGGAGGGACGGAGCACAGAUCCGCUUGGGGCGAGUCUGAGUCCGUGGCGAACGGAUGUCCAUACUCGGCCAGAUCCUCCUGCAAAACGCUCAUACGGUCCAACAGUCGGUGGAGAGAGGACGAUGACUUCGAGCGACAACCGGGCCGAGCCACGACCACCGUCAGCCGGGUUAGUUUCAGAUCCAAGUCUGCCUGGCAAGAACACGGGGAGGAGAGUCGCAACAAUAACAGACCUUCCCCGAGGUACCGUGAUGGAGAAGUGAGACCAAAGUACGUGGAGUUGGGUUUGGAGGACAGAAGAACCAAGUCCAAACCAGAGGAGGAGCCCAUGCCAGAAGUGAACUUUUCCAUGAGCGCGUGCUGCAACGGCCUGAUGCAGAUUUUCAAAUCUAAGAAGUUCCAGUCGGAGAAGUUAGAGAGGCUUUACCAGCGCUACUUCUUCCGACUUAACCAGAGCAGCUUGACGAUGCUCAUGGCUGUUCUGGUGCUGGUGUGCGCGGUGAUGCUGGGGUUCCACUGCGCUGGAGGAGUGUAUCGGCUCACUUACGUGGUGGUUUUCUCCACGGCAAUCUUACUCAUUCUUACGCUGAUGGUCGUGUGCAACAGGAACGGCUUCCAUCAGGAUCACAUGUGGAUAGUUUGCUAUGUGCUCAUUUUGGCGGUGCUGGCUGUACAGGUGAUCGGCGUGCUGCUCGUGGAGCCGCGCAGCGCGUCUGAAGGCAUCUGGUGGACUGUGUUUUUCAUCCAUGUCAUUUACACACUUCUGCCGGUGCGGAUGAGAGCAGCGGUCAUCACUGGAAUUAUACUGUCUACCAUACAUGUGCUGGUCUCGUGGAAGUUAAACGAAAUGGACGUCUUUUUGUGGAAACAGCUCGUGUGCAAUGUCCUGAUCUUCUCCUGCACUAAUAUAGUUGGAGUGUGCACACACUACCCAGCAGAAGGCUCACAGAGGCAAGCCUUCCAGGAGACCAGAGAAUGUAUUCAAGCCCGCCUGCACUCUCAGAGAGAAAACCAGCAACAGGAACGCCUCCUCCUCUCUGUGCUUCCUCGAAAUGUCGCCAUGGAGAUGAAAGCCGACAUAAAUGCCAAACAAGAGGAUAUGAUGUUCCACAAGAUCUAUAUUCAAAAGCAUGACAAUGUGAGUAUCCUCUUUGCCGACAUUGAGGGGUUCACCAGUCUGGCUUCUCAGUGCACUGCCCAGGAGUUAGUGAUGACCCUCAAUGAGCUCUUCGCACGAUUCGACAAACUGGCCUCCGAGAAUCACUGUCUGCGGAUUAAGAUCCUGGGCGACUGCUACUACUGCGUGUCGGGGCUGCCUGAGGCCCGUGCUGACCAUGCGCACUGCUGCGUGGAGAUGGGUGUGGACAUGAUCGAAGCAAUCUCGUUGGUGAGGGAAGUCACCGGUGUCAACGUCAACAUGCGUGUGGGUAUACACAGCGGGCGAGUCCACUGUGGGGUGCUGGGAUUAAGGAAGUGGCAGUUUGAUGUCUGGUCCAACGAUGUCACCUUGGCCAAUCACAUGGAAGCUGGGGGCAAAGCAGGGCGUAUUCAUAUCACCAAGGCCACACUGAACUAUCUGAAUGGGGAUUAUGAUGUGGAACCUGGAUUUGGUGGAGAAAGAAACGUCUAUCUCAAGAAGCACAACAUUGAAACUUACCUCAUUGUGGGCUGCAGUCAGAAGCAGAAAGAAGAAAAGGCCAUGAUUGCUAAAAUGAACCGGCAACACACCAACUCGGUCACACAUAAUAGCACUCACUGGUCCGACCGGCCCUUCUACAAUCACCUGGGUGGCAAUCAAGUUUCCAAAGAGAUGAAGAGGAUGGGAUUUGAGGAUCCCAAAGACAAAAACACGCAAGAAAACCUGAACCCUGAGGAUGAGGUGGAUGAGUUUCUGGGACGUGCCAUUGACGCUCGAAGCAUCGACCGAUUACGGUCCGAACAAGUCAAGAAAUUUCUGCUGACAUUCCGAGAACCUGACCUGGAGAAGAAGUACUCCAAACAGGUAGACGCCAGGUUCGGAGCGUAUGUAGCCUGCGCUUCCCUCGUCUUUUUGUUCAUCUGCUUCAUUCAGAUCGUCAUUGUGCCGCACUCUGGGCUGAUGGUUGGCUUCUAUAUGCUGUGCCUGGUCCUCGUGAUGGCUGUCAUGUUCAUCUCAGCCAUUUACUCCUGUUUUGGGUUUUUCCCUGUGCCUCUGCAAACUCUCUCAAAAAGGAUUGUUCAGUCCAGACUCAACAGCACCCUGGUUGGGGUUUUUACAACCGUCCUGGUCUUUCUCUCCGCUUUCAUUAACAUUUUUACCUGCAGUACGGAUGACCUGAAGACAUGUUUAGGGCAGGAGUUAAACAUCAGCCCCAGCGUUGUAAAUGCUUGCCAUGUCCGCAGCUCUUCCUUCAACUACUCUCUCUGGUCUCAGGGCAGCCUCUGCAACAGCUUGUCACCCACCUGCAAUUUCCCAGAGUAUUUCUCUUCAUGUGUGCUGCUCAGUUUACUGGCCUGCUCAGUGUUCCUACAGAUCAGCAGUAUUGGUAAACUCUUCCUCAUGCUCUUCAUUGAGAUCCUGUACGUGCUCAUCAUGGAGGUGCCUGAGGUCAGCCUUUUUGACAACGUGGACCUGCUGGUCAUGGCCAAUGCUAUAGAGUAUAUUAAUGGAACAAGCUGUGUGACAGACACGCGGGUUCCUCUAAAGAUCAUGACUCCAGUCGUCAUCACGGUCUUUGUGCUGGCGCUCUACCUUCAUGCACAGCAGGUGGAGUCUACAGCCAGACUGGAUUUUCUCUGGAAGUUACAGGCCACAGAGGAGAAGGAGGAGAUGGAGGAACUUCAGGCCUAUAACCGUCGGCUUCUCCACAACAUCUUGCCCAAAGAUGUGGCCGCACACUUUCUGGCACGCGAGCGGCGGAAUGACGAGCUGUAUUAUCAGUCGUGCGAAUGUGUGGCUGUCAUGUUUGCCUCUAUCAGCAACUUCUCUGAGUUCUACGUGGAACUGGAGGCCAAUAAUGAAGGUGUGGAGUGCUUGAGACUACUCAACGAGAUCAUCGCUGACUUUGAUGAGAUCAUUAGUGAGGAUCAGUUUCGUCAACUAGAAAAGAUCAAAACCAUUGGCAGCACCUAUAUGGUCGCGUCUGGGCUUAAUGACUCCACUUAUGAUAAAGCAGGAAGGUCGCACAUUCGCGCUCUAGCCGACUACGCUAUGCGCCUCAUGGACCAGAUGAAAUACAUCAAUGAGCACUCUUUCAAUAACUUCAAAAUGAAGAUCGGUCUCAAUAUAGGUCCUGUCGUGGCUGGUGUCAUAGGGGCUCGUAAACCGCAAUAUGACAUAUGGGGGAAUACUGUGAAUGUAGCCAGCCGUAUGGACAGCACUGGGGUACCUGAGAGAAUACAGGUCACAACUGACCUCUACCAGGUUCUCAGCUCCUAUAACUACACACUGGAGUGCAGAGGCGUUGUGAAAGUCAAGGGCAAAGGAGAAAUGACAACCUACUUCCUAAAUGGAGGACCUAACAGCAGUUAACACUCAACGUCUGAUAUUCAGAACAUUUUUGAGAUGACAUGGAGAGGAGGCGCUGUGGGCCGGGCCUGCCAGGCUGUUGAAGGGCAUCCUCCUGGACCAAUCACAAUAGAAUUUGUUCAGAAACAGCCCUCAGCCAGUCUAAGAGUGGCCUCUUUGCACACUUAAGACUUCCUGUAGGAUUAAUGGAGGGCUUUGCCCCCUUUAUUUAAGGCAUGGAACAGCUCAGAAAGAUGGUUCAUCCUCAGAGACCAAAGAAACAAAGGAAUCUCAAGGCAUACAAAGCAGU
Messenger RNA from Sinocyclocheilus anshuiensis, 4239 nucleotides. RefSeq names its product adenylate cyclase type 5-like. NCBI's taxonomy places the organism in Eukaryota, Metazoa, Chordata, Actinopteri, Cypriniformes, Cyprinidae. Gene Ontology annotation, biological process: cAMP biosynthetic process; adenylate cyclase-activating G protein-coupled receptor signaling pathway; intracellular signal transduction. Gene Ontology annotation, molecular function: adenylate cyclase activity. Gene Ontology annotation, cellular component: plasma membrane. The transcript has 21 exons. The record is from RefSeq and is a predicted model, not a curated record. Bases 390 to 3953 code for a protein of 1187 amino acids.